Lathyrus oleraceus (garden pea) is the source of this 1003-nucleotide messenger RNA. RefSeq lists its product as uncharacterized. The record is from RefSeq and is a predicted model, not a curated record. Bases 127 to 750 code for a protein of 207 amino acids. The transcript has a single exon. Lineage: Eukaryota; Viridiplantae; Streptophyta; Magnoliopsida; Fabales; Fabaceae.
UAUAGUUGGCACAAUGUCACUCUUAUAUAUCUAACCUCUCAUACCACACACAUCAAAUCUCAUUUAUUUCAUCCAAACCAAACCUAUGCUCCUAUUUCCAUUUCACCAUUUCUCAACAAAAGAACCAUGAAGAACACACAAACUAAACAAGAUCAAGAACAAGAACAAGCCUUGAUGAUUCCACCCAAAAAAGGAAGACACACAUGUAUAACUUGCUUUUGCUUGGUGUUGUUACUGUUAUUAAUUAUACUAACAGUUUCCGUUGUUCUUGCCUUAACCCUUUUCAAGCCUAAACAACCAAAAACAACGAUUUCUUCAGCUACUCUACAAUCCAUAUCGCCUGCUAUCAACAUACAAGUCAACGUUACUCUCGACAUAAAGAUCCAAGUCGAGAAUCGAAACCGUGCGAGUUUUAAACAUGAAGAUGGAACUAGUCUUUUGAUGUAUGAAGGUGUUGAAGUUGGAGAUACCGAUAUUUUUCCUGGUUUGAUUCCUGCAAGAAGUUCCACCAUUCUUCCUUGUAGGCUUGUCCUUCAAGCUGAUAAGUUGGCUUCCAAUGUGACAGGUUUUAUAAAGGAUUUAAUGGGUGGUCAACUCUCUUUGCAAACGGUUACUAGGAUUCCUGGAAAAGUUACUUUUCUUGGGUUUAUCAAGAAACAUAUUGUGGCUGUGUCUAAUUGUCAAUUUGUUUUUGGUGUUCCUGAUAUGGAGAUCAAAAGCCAAAUCUGCAAGAAUAAAGCUAAGUUAUGAAUGAAUGAAUUUGGAUUGUUUGUAGUAUGAUUACACGCAGUCAGUCUCUUCUGAUCAGAUGAGACUGACAGUGUGUAAAUAUAAGAUUAUCCGGAUUUGUAAUGAUUAAAUAGGAUAUAUGUUAAUUUCAUACUUUACUCAUAUGAUUAAAUAGUAGUUUUAGAUGUAUUAAUAUAUUUGUAUGGUAGAAUAAUAGAAGUUGGGUGUAGUUUUGAAAAUUUUGGGAAUAAUAUUUUGAGGAGUAUUUUUUAUA